Molecule: messenger RNA, 1495 nt
Organism: Rhizophagus irregularis DAOM 181602=DAOM 197198
Lineage: Eukaryota; Fungi; Glomeromycota; Glomeromycetes; Glomerales; Glomeraceae
Source: RefSeq, a predicted model, not a curated record
AACUAAAAAUAAAAUGGGUAUAAAUCGUCUUCUUCAAAAGUUAAAAUCUAUACAAACUAAAAUUUCAAUAUCAAAAUAUGCAGGAAGUACAGUAGGGGUGGACGCGUAUUGUUGGCUACACAAAGGAAUUCAUGGUGAAAUAACUUGGAAUAAACCAUACGUAGAGUAUUGCAUUAAAAGAGUGAGAAUGUUGAAGAAGUUCAAUGUCCGGCCACUCAUAGUUUUUGAUGGGGGAUAUCUACCGGCCAAAUAUCGUAUCGAACUAAUACGUGAACAAAAACGACAAGAAUACAGCAAAAUUGGACGUGAACUUUUUAAAAAAGGUCGAGUUCGCGAAUCUUUUCCUUUUUUAAAGAGAAGUGUCGAUGUUACACCAGAUAUGGCUCACAAAUUCAUCGAGGCAUUACGCGCUGAAAAUGUAGAAUAUGUUGUUGCACCUUAUGAAGCUGAUGCACAAUUGGCUUAUCUUGAGAAGAAGAAACACAUUGCAGCUAUAAUAACGGAAGAUUCAGAUUUACUAGUUUUUGGAUGUAAAACUGUAAUAUAUAAAUUAGAACUCAAUGGAAAUGGAAUAGAAAUAUGUCGGGAUAAAUUUGGAGACGUAGAAGAGAUUAAUAUGCUUGGUUGGACAGACAAAAAAUUUCGGCACAUGUCUAUGCUAGCGGGUUGUGACUAUUUGCCUUCAAUACCCGGUAUUGGUAUCAAGUCUGCGCAUAAGUAUUUAAGAAAAUAUGAAACCGUAGACAAGGUAAUACAAUAUUUGAAGGGGAAUAAUAAAGUAAAAGUACCACCAAAUUACGAGAAUGAUUUUAAAAAAGCAGAGCUAGUAUUUUUGUAUCAGCGCGUGUUUGAUAUUGAAACUGAACGUUUAGUCACUUUGAAUCCGGUUUCUGAAGAUUUGGAUAUUUCACUUGAUACGGAUUAUAUUGGAUCUAACAUGGAUAAAAAUAUCGCCUUAGGUAUUGCGAUUGGUGACAUCAAUCCAAUAACCAUGAAACCAAUAAUACAAGCGAAAGAAAACGUAGUUGAAGCAAGAAACUUAUUACCACCAUAUAGUGAAAUAGAUUUUUUGAAUGUAAAUGACCCGUUUACGUGUAAUCCGUUUGAUUUAGUCAAAACUACAACGAGUCAAGAGAAUACUCUUUUAAUCGAUUCUUUGGAGAAAAAUGGGCAAGGUUCAAUAUCACCGGCAAACAAAAACCAGAAAAUAUUUACCAACUUAACCGAAUUUAUUGAACCUAUAAAAAUGUACAGAGGAAAUUUUUCAACAAUUAAUUCGGAUGGGAUGAAACAAACGAACUAUCACAGUAAUGCUGAAUUAACGGGUAUGUUUAGAUUGUCCUAUUUCGAAUUAGGAAGUUAAUUGAUUACUCUUUUAAUAUUUUUUAAAGAAUGCGAGCGACUUGUGGCCGAAGGAUGGGCAUAUAAAUAUUCGAGAAAACGUAAAUGGGAUAAUAAAUAGCUAAAAUUUUAAUUCUGAUACAAAAUAUAUUAG